AUGUCGCCGUCCCCACCACCCUCCUCCUCCUCGGACGUGCCUACCGCCGUUUCGACCCUUCUUGGUCUCACAAAGCAACUCCAAGACGUGCUACGACUCUGGAGUGUAGACCAGGCGAGCGAGGAGCAGGUCAGCGACGCGUUCGUGUUGGUUGGCAUGCAGUUCAACGCAACCGUCAACGCAUUCUCGCGGCAUCGUAUUGACAUGGGUGAUCUUCUCUCGAUACCAAACGAUCUCCGCGUGGUGCUCGAGAAGUGCCUCGGCGAAGAACCAUCGCCGCGCACUCUCGAACGAUACAUGCCCAGGGUCCGCACGGUGCUCUUCCGCCUACUCCAAGGCCUGCAGCGCAAGCAAGCGCCGUACUGGAAGGCAGUCGAAGGUUCUCGCUGGGUCGUGCCCGCGGUCGACGAGUACACCCGCUACCGCUGA
This is a messenger RNA of Phanerochaete carnosa HHB-10118-sp, 429 nucleotides long. RefSeq lists its product as uncharacterized. Gene Ontology annotation, biological process: establishment of cell polarity. Gene Ontology annotation, cellular component: cell tip; cytoplasm. The coding region runs from base 1 to 429 and encodes 142 amino acids. The transcript is spliced from 2 exons. NCBI's taxonomy places the organism in Eukaryota, Fungi, Basidiomycota, Agaricomycetes, Polyporales, Phanerochaetaceae. The record is from RefSeq and is a predicted model, not a curated record.